Aspergillus ibericus CBS 121593 is the source of this 1263-nucleotide messenger RNA. RefSeq lists its product as uncharacterized. The coding region runs from base 190 to 1173 and encodes 327 amino acids. The record is from RefSeq and is a predicted model, not a curated record. The transcript is spliced from 2 exons. Lineage: Eukaryota; Fungi; Ascomycota; Eurotiomycetes; Eurotiales; Aspergillaceae.
CUUAUAAGGGUCCAUCGCCGUCAUGCGCGAUUUUUGUUCACUUGUCCUCGAGCCUUGCUAUAACUCACGUACUCCUGAUUGAGUGCUGUGCCGUGACCUCUGCCAUGAUCUCUACGUGCUAAUCGAGCCACAACACUUCGAUUACUGUCCCUUUCGCCUACUUGGAUUCACACGAGAACAACUUACACGAUGCUCCAUAUCAGCCACCCACAAGAUUUCCAGGAUUGGGCACCCAUGGGCCCUUCCGACACUCAGUCGCUCGGGUUGGAGUCUGACCUUACAGAGGAGGAGCUCUACGGAAGCCACCUGGGACUCAAUGACUUUGACAUGUCUUCGUCGCAGUUGCUGAGCCCGGAGCUUUGCCCGGAAUUCGACUUAGCGAUGGGCGAGACGGCCUCGGGCCUGUACCACACGUCACAGCCGAUGGGCGUUGCUAACGCCUUGGAUGUACCACGAUUGGCGAAUAAAAUCACUUCAAUAUUCGGGGAAUCCACCUUCAACACGGCGCCUGAAUCCAAGCCCAUUACCGCUGACCUCUCCUUGGACGACCUGCUUCGCUCGGCUUCUCAGUUAGCCACCGAGCGCGCGCUCUACAUGAACAUUCCGGCGGGGACCCCCUCUCCCCGGGCAUCCCACGAUAGCCCCAGCUCGCGAGCUCGCUUCGUCCAGUCGCCGCUCCUAGACGACCCCUGCAGUUCACCGGAAACCAGUUAUCAGUCAUCUAGUGGCAGUGAGGGGGAUUGGGAGCGGGAAUACAACCACGGCGAACCUGUACAAUUCUACGGACUCCCAGAAAUCGGAUUUUCUGAAGCUGUCCCACUGCAUCGCACCCUGGACGAGGCGAUGGUCCAACCUCCUUUCGGUGGGCCACUGCCCACUCCGAACCCGGGAUUGCGCCGCAAAAGCCAGGCCAUGGAAUUUAGCCUCAGUAUGGACUCGAUUGAGAAUGGGCUUACCCCGCUGGAAAUGCCCGAUGGAAGUACCCGCUUCACGGCCAACUGGCUCCCCGUGGAUCCCGAGGGUGGGUUCACCAUCCGAGCACCAGCAGCACCCACGGCGAGCCGGUUCUCUCCCAGCAACGAAUUUGCUCAGGAUCCCGGGGACUAUUACUUCACCCAAAGCGCAUUCAUCUCAAUCCCGACGGAUACCGGUCUAUCAUCCACGGCAGUAUGAGCCGAAUCCCAGUGCCAACCGAGCGCGAGAACCGCAGAAACACCAUGCACCCAAUCCACUAGAUUGUGGGCCACCGCCCGACCGCCCGAU